CUGAACUGCUGUAACAUUGGAGCGAGUGGGAGAGAAAAGGAGCUUGUGUGAGAGGGAGGAAGGACAGCGAGUGCGCAAACAGGCAAGCUGGCACAUCAUCAUCAUCAUCAUCAUCAGCGGCAGCAGCAGCAGCAGCAGCAGCAGCAGCAGCGGCAUCAUCCCGAUCCCGGUCUCCCGUGUCUUCAGCUGUCAGUCCUCUGUCUCUGAUUGAGAUCUCACUGCCGGGGCUGAAGUGUGCAGAAGCCCCCCCCCCCCCCCCCCCCACCGCCGAACCAUCGCCGCCCUUCCACACACUUUCUACGGAGCUCGGUUAUUCUUAGCUCAGUUGAAGGGGACGGUCCUUCCGGUCCUUCUCUUAUUUAACCCAGUUUCUUGAAUAUUUAAUGGAAAAUGGCGAUCUGCGCGCCAUCGUACGGUAUUUUCUGCCUCUUCGCGGUCCAAACUGUACUUAUCGUGUGCGUGUCCACGCCGACGGACGGGACCCACCUCUUCCCUCAGCACUACACAAUGAUUCACUGGGCUGGACGCAUCGAGAAGGAGCUGGAUAAGGUUCUGCAGCACGUCACCGGGACUAAUCAGAUGAGAUCGAUUUAUAAUGAGAAGAAGAGCCAGUUUGAAAUCAAGAGGAACAGCCCAAAGGACUUGGUGGAGAGGGUUGCGCGGGACAUCUCCAAGCUGCUCAACAGUAAGAGGAAAGCCCUGGAGAAACUGGCCAGGGAAGCGGAGCAGCUUCAGAAGGAGCACGAAUGGCAAGACGGUGUGACGGAGAAUGCCAUUUCAUACUACGAUUCCAAAGCGGAUUCAGUCUAUACGGAGGACGGGGAAGAGGAGAACCCGCUGGAGAGCGCGACGUCUUUGGAGCUGGAGUUUGUGGACGAUCCCAAUUUUAAAAACAAGGUCAACUACUCUUCCAGUGCGGUCCAGAUCCCUACAGACAUUUACAAAGGCUCCCCCGUCAUACUCAACGAGUUGAACUGGACCCAGGCGCUGGAGAGGGUCUUCAUCGAAAACCGCAAGGAGGACAGCUCCCUGCGCUGGCAGGUGUUUGGCAGCGCCACGGGAGUCACUCGAUAUUACCCAGCCACUCCGUGGAAGGCUCCCAACAAGAUUGACCUGUACGACGUGCGCAGGAGACCUUGGUAUAUCCAGGGUGCAUCGUCUCCAAAGGACAUGGUCAUCAUUGUGGAUGUGAGUGGAAGUGUCAGCGGACUCACCCUGAAGCUGAUGAAAACCUCUGUACUCAAGAUGCUGGAAACUCUGUCAGACGACGACUACGUGAACGUGGCCAGGUUCAACGAGAAGGCCGACGCCGUCGUCCCGUGCUUCAGGACUUUGGUCCAAGCCAACGUCCGGAACAAGAAGAUCUUCAAAGAGGCCGUCACGCACAUGCAAGCCAAAGGAACCACAGAUUAUAAGUCUGGCUUCACGUUCGCCUUUGAACAGCUUCUCAAUGAGAGCAGCGCCCCGAGGGCCAACUGCAAUAAGAUGAUAAUGAUGUUUACAGAUGGCGGGGAGGAUCGUGCACAGGACAUCUUUGAGAAGUACAACUGGCCCAACAAAACGGUCCGUGUCUUCACCUUCUCGGUUGGGCAGCAUAAUUAUGACGUGACCCCUUUGCAGUGGAUAGCUUGUGCCAAUAAAGGUUACUACUUUGAAAUCCCAUCCAUCGGAGCCAUCAGGAUCAACACCCAGGAGUACCUGGAUGUCCUGGGUCGUCCCAUGGUGCUGGCCGGGCCUAAAGCGAAGCAGGUGCAAUGGACAAACGUCUACCAGGACGCUCUGGGUUUGGGCCUCGUCAUCACUGGAACGAUGCCGGUCUUCAACCUCACCGUUGAUCCUGCAAGCUCGCAGAACCAGCUCAUCCUCGGAGUCAUGGGAGUCGAUAUCGCAAUCAACGAAAUCAAGAGGAAGACACCCACAUACAGACUGGGGGCUAAUGGCUACACCUUUGCCAUCGACCCGAAUGGCUACGUGCUGCUGCAUCCCAACCUGCAGCCCAAAAUCUUUAACUUCAAGGAGUCCGUUACUCUGGACUUUCUGGAUGCAGAGCUGGAGGACAGCAACAAAGAGGAGAUCCGUCGACAGAUGAUUGAUGGCAAACCAGGGCUGAGGAAAAUCAAGACGCUCGUUAAGUCGGUUGAUGAGAGGUACAUCGACGAGGCCAUGCGUACGUACACCUGGACGCCUGUGGAUGGCACCGACUACAGUCUAGGGCUGGUACUGCCCACGUAUAGUGAGAACCACAUCAAGGCCAACCUGAGUGACCAGAUCCUUCAGGUGCAGUUGCCAUACACCAAGGAUUUUGAAUCACUGCUGCCCAACAGUUUUGAGUCUGAAGGCCACGUGUUCAUUGCUCCCAGGGAAUACUGCAAUGAUCUCGAACUGUCCAACAACAACACUGAGUUCCUGCUCAACUUCAUUGCUCUGAUGGAGAAGGUGACACCGGACUCCAAACAAUGUGACAAUUUGCUCCUUCACAACCUGAUUCUGGACACCGGCAUCAUCCGGCAGCUCGUGGACAAAGUGUGGAAGAAUAAAGACUUGAAUACAUAUGGCUUCCUGGCGGUUUUUGCCGCAUCGGACGGAGGAGUAACCAGAGUGUUUCCCAACAAGGCUGCAGAAACCUGGGAGGAAGACCCCGAGCCGUUUAACGCCAGCUAUUACCGCCGCAGCCUCGACAACAAGGGCUACAUCUUCCGAGCGCCUUAUCGCACAGCGCGGGACGAGCUGCUGAACCCGGAGAACGACACCAUCGGGAUCCUGGUCAGCACGGCGGUGGAAUUCACAGUGGGGGGGAAGACCAUCAAACCCGCAGUGGUCGGAGUGAAACUUGACCUUGAAGCCUGGACGGAUAAAUUUAAGAUCCUUGCGAGCAACCACACGGACAACCAUCAGGGCUCCAAUACGUGUGGACCAAACAGGGGCUGUGAAAUGGAUUGUGAAGCAAACAGUGAGGAUCUCCUGUGUUAUUUAAUAGAUGACGGUGGAUUCCUGAUCAUGUCCAAUCAGAAGGACGACUGGAACAAGGUGGGCAUGUUCUUCAGUGACGUCGACCCCUACUUGAUGUACGCACUCUACAAUAACUCCUUCUACAACCGCAAGCAGUCGUUUGACUACCAGUCGGUGUGUGAACGGAUGCCCAACAGCGAAGCUGGAGCUGCUCCCCGAGGAGUGUUUGUGCCCACAGUUGCAGAUUUUGUAAACGUGGCUUGGUGGACCUCAGCAGCUGCAUGGUCCUUGUUCCAACAGUUUAUAUAUGGACUGGCUUAUCACAGCUGGUUUGUCAGAGAGGAGGUCGACGCAGAAGGAAUCGACUCCAAAGAGCGGAGUUGCGUAAUGAUUCAGACCCAGUACUACCUGAGCAACCUCAGCAGCUCCUACAACAUACUGCAAGACUGCGGCAACUGCUCCAGGCUGAUUCACGCCAAGAAGAUCAACAACACCAACUUGCUGUUUGUGGUGGCGGAGAAGAUGCCAUGCAACAGCUGUGAGAUAGAGAAGCUCUCCCAGGAGGAGGAGGAGUUCAAGGAGGAUAAUCCGUGUGAGGAUGUCACCGUGGCGCGUUACCGGAAAGGACCUUCCACCUGCUUCGACAACAACGUCUCUGAGAACACGUCCGACUGUGGACGGGGACACGCCUUCCGUCCGUCCCUCUACACCUUACUGCUCAUCCAGCUGCUCCUGCUUUAUCCAGCCGUCAGCCCCCACUGUCCCUCUGCGCUGCAUUAAUUCAACUCAACUCAUCCCCCCCCGCCACCCCCCGCUUAGCCCCCUCCCGACCUAAAAAAUCCCCACGACCCCGCCUCCCGCCUGCCCCCCUACCUGUGUAGUCAUAGGUAAUAACGGGGGACUUCACUUCCCUUCUCGGGGGGCAAAUUGGAAGCCCCGAGUGCCGCCCAGCUCGCUUCAGUUCCGUGUCCCUUAGUGACAACUGCCCCCCCCACGCCCCCCGCCCCCCGGACGCCUGCGUCUUUCGGCCCGUUGACCUUCAUCCGCGAGAGGAGUCGGGGGGGCCGCUGCACCACCCGGAUCGUCAGAGGCGACGUCGCAAAAGAGAAACCGCACUUACC
Messenger RNA from Pungitius pungitius (ninespine stickleback), 4070 nucleotides. It is a transcript of the gene cacna2d2a, whose product is annotated as calcium channel, voltage-dependent, alpha 2/delta subunit 2a. Gene Ontology annotation, molecular function: voltage-gated calcium channel activity. Gene Ontology annotation, cellular component: voltage-gated calcium channel complex. The coding region runs from base 391 to 3729 and encodes 1112 amino acids. The record is from RefSeq and is a predicted model, not a curated record. Lineage: Eukaryota; Metazoa; Chordata; Actinopteri; Perciformes; Gasterosteidae. The transcript is spliced from 39 exons.